This is a messenger RNA of Aspergillus niger, 2088 nucleotides long. RefSeq lists its product as uncharacterized. Lineage: Eukaryota; Fungi; Ascomycota; Eurotiomycetes; Eurotiales; Aspergillaceae. Gene Ontology annotation, molecular function: transcription cis-regulatory region binding; DNA-binding transcription factor activity, RNA polymerase II-specific; zinc ion binding. The record is from RefSeq and is a predicted model, not a curated record. Gene Ontology annotation, biological process: DNA-templated transcription; regulation of DNA-templated transcription. The transcript has 8 exons. Gene Ontology annotation, cellular component: nucleus. Bases 1 to 2088 code for a protein of 695 amino acids.
AUGGAACGGGAGAUCGCAGAGCUCCGGCGGCGGCUUGCUACUGGUGAUCAGUCGCAGUCUGUAGAAGCCAAUGGCAGCGACGAGCUCUCCCAGUGUUCCGAGGAUGUAUUCUGUCCUCCUGAUGCGGCAGUUGCGAGCAGAGCGCGGCCGCUGUCGGCGCCGUUGGAGCCUCAGCCUAUGGCUACCCCUUUGACCAUGCACAGAGAUGGGUCUAUUCUUUCCCAAGAUGAUAACCCAUGGAGGCUGGAAGAUGUCUCGCUGUCCAGGACAAGGGUUGCCCGUCUGUUUGAACAGUUCUUCAAGUACUAUCACCCGUUUCUUCCCCUGUUGAACCCGCAGAAGCCUCCGGAUGAGUAUCUGCGCCGCUGUCCUUUGCAGGCUUGGUCUAUUAUCUGUGUCGCUAGCCGACGAGCGCCCUCGGAACCCGGCCUCCUCAGCGCGCUCUCGGGGCCUUUCAGCAGACUGCUUUGGUCUACCAUUACCGGAGUUCCCCAAGACUACCGUGUGGUCAAGGCUCUUUGCCUUCUCUGUACCUGGCCAUUGCCCACUACCAGCCAGAGGACUGAUGCUACCUUUAUGCUGAGCGGGCUAAUGAUGCAGAUAUCCAUGCAGCUUGGGUUGCACCGUCCAGUCCAAGCGGAGGAGUUCACCACUUUCCGGAUGGAGGUUCAAGGCGAGGCCGUCAAGGAUCGUCUGCAGACGUGGGUCAUUUGUAACAUUGUGGCUCAGAACGUCGCCACCGGCUACGGACAACCUCCGUCAACCAUCUACGACUGGGCACUCGAGCCCGCAUCGCUUCGAGAUGCAGACUAUCACCCUUCCGAAGACCUCAAGACUCGACUGCGUAUCGAGAAGUUCUGCGACCGUGUGACUAAAGCACUAUACAGCAGCAAGCCGGACCCGGUGGAGUUCAUUAGCUCAGAGAAACUGCUGAUUGUACAGCUCUUGGAGAAUGAGCUUCGGGACAUGGAGGUUGAAUUUGGCCGCGAUAUCUCCAACAUUAAUAUGAUCCAUCUACGAGCAGCUGAGCUGCAUCUACGAUACUUUGUAUUCCUAGGCUCUAGUGCACGAAGUGAUGAUCUGACGAAGCUAUUCAUCGCUACCACAUCGUUCCUCGGUCGUGUGCUCGACCUGGAAACCUUACCUGGAGAGCUUAUCGGGCAUGCCACCAACUACAUUCUGCAGAUGAUUGUUUCCGCCGCAUUUGCCCUUAUGAAGCUGCUGAAGAGUGAAUUUCGACGCCACAUUGACUUUGAACAUGGGAAACUGUUGUUCAAUGGAGCCAUCUCGGCUAUCAGGAGAAUUAGUGUCAUGGACCACGACCGUCCAGUGCGCCUGGCUGACAUUCUGGCGCAAAUGUGGAAUGCUGGUAGCCCCGAGGGCCCAGCAGGAGAGGAUGCCCUGCAGCUGAAAGUGCGCUGCCGGAUGAGCAUGAGCCAUGUUUAUGAUACUGUCUGGCGUUGGCGCCAACGAUUCCGCCCUAUGAAGAGCAUUGAGGAUCCGCAAGCUACUAUGGCGAACCCUAGUGUUUCCGCGACGGCCGGUCCUAUGACUCGGCAGCAGCAGGAAGAGGCGCUGGCGGACCCGGGAUUGAUCUACCCACCGAACUUCGACCAAGGGGCCUUUAUCAGCGAAGCCGGGUUUUCGGAGGUCUUCGAUUCGCUCAACUGGGUCUUUGAUGGAAUUCCGGACACGUUUGUUGCCCCCCCAGUCAUGAUGCUAGAGAGUUCACGGAUCGGAGUAGUAAUUGUGUCACCCAAUCUGCCACCAUGCAACGACGACGACGAUGAUGAUGGUGGUGGUGGUGGUGAGAGAAAGAUACUUUCAUGUCAGUACUACUGUCGGGAUAGGCCCGACCCGAUCCAGGGUAGUACCACAAGUAUAAGCACCAUCAUCUUCUUCUCUAUCGUCACGAGACCAAAUCCCAAAGAAAAGAUCAGGGAAAAUAAUGCCUUCAUGCCACGCGACGAAUCGGGUGAUGAAACCCAAGGCUUGCAGAUGCCCAGAAUAGACGACCUCCAGGACGGACUGCCAUUCGAUCGGAAGGGUGAGCGGGGCGCCCAUCCUAUCUGCGGUUACAGCAAGUAA